AUCUCUACCUUCUUCAAGUCACGUGUAACGACUAAGAAACAAGCCAACAUGCCUACGAACAAUCUGUACCAGUACCUCGACAAGCCAGCCUCAUGGAACGAACGCGAUCUCCUCAUAUUCGCUGCGUCGAUCGGCUGUGAGCCCGAUGAGUUGCAAUUCGGCUACGAACUGCAUCCAAAGUUCUCAGCAUUCCCAACAUACCCGAUUGUCCUCACAUUCAAGCACGAUUACACGACUACAACGUCCUUUGCAGGACACUUCUCAAGACACCUGACACCACCGAGGGAUUUCAUACCCGGUUUCCCAGCCCUAGACAUCAAGCGAGUCGUCGAUGGAGAACGAACACUGCAGAUCGUCAAGCAACUACCCAAGACAUCAGAAGGAAGACGAUUCAUCAUCCGAUCCGACGUCAUCGGGGUAUGGGACAAAGGCGUGGGGAAGUCGACAAUCGUGAAGACGAGUCAUGACCUCGUAGAGAGGGUCGAGUCUGGGCAGCACGAAAUGCUGUAUGCUCGCAUGACCGAAACCGCAAUUUUCAUGUCGCAAGGCGGUUGGGGAGGGCCCAAUGUUGGCAAACCUGCAAGUUCUCCUGCUCCGCCUACGGAUCGUGCACCGGAUGCCAGAGUGAAACAUCACGUUUCUCCAGCCGCACAUUUGCUCUACAGACUCAAUGGCGAUUACAAUCCUCUGCAUGCCACACAUGUGGAGGAGGCCGUUGUGCAACCUACGCCGAUAAUGCACGGGUUGUAUUCAUGGAACGUCACUGCGAGACUCGUACUGAAGACUUUUGCCAAUGGAGAAGCCAAAGCUCUACAGAGCUUUCAAGCGAGUUUUGCCAGCCCUGUGAGGCCCGGAGAUGUUCUGGAGACGGAAAUGUGGGAGCUGAAGGACGCCGCGGAAGGCGCGCGGACGAUCAGAUUCGAGAGCAAGGUUGGAGGAAAGGUCGUACUGGCCCGUGGAUCGGCAGUAUUGCAUGAUACCGACGAUCGCACGAGGAGCAAGUUGUGAACGCGCGCGGCAAGGCGUGGCUGACGCGAGGUGUCAAACUAGGGCAGAGCAGAGUU
This is a messenger RNA of Cercospora beticola, 1064 nucleotides long. RefSeq lists its product as uncharacterized. Gene Ontology annotation, molecular function: 17-beta-hydroxysteroid dehydrogenase (NAD+) activity; (3S)-3-hydroxyacyl-CoA dehydrogenase (NAD+) activity; enoyl-CoA hydratase activity. Gene Ontology annotation, cellular component: peroxisome. Gene Ontology annotation, biological process: fatty acid beta-oxidation. Lineage: Eukaryota; Fungi; Ascomycota; Dothideomycetes; Mycosphaerellales; Mycosphaerellaceae. The record is from RefSeq and is a predicted model, not a curated record.